AUGGAUCGAUCUAACUACACUGUUGGUUGGAUAUGUGCGAUUACCGAGGAGUUUGUUGCGGCGCGAGCCUUUCUUGACGAAACGCAUGAGCGCCUAACAUUCCAGGACCCGAAAGAUUCAAACAACUAUGUACUAGGCAAAAUGUCCAAUCAUAACAUUGUUAUUGCUUGCUUGCCCUUGGGAGAAUACGGCACAGCUUCCGCUGCUGGGGUUGCCAUCAACAUGAUAAGAAGCUUUCCCAAUAUUCGCAUUGGGAUGAUGGUGGGGAUUGGUGGAGGCGCCCCUUCGAGGCGGCAUGAUAUUCGACUUGGUGAUAUCGUCGUAAGCACGCCAGGUAACGGCAAUGGGGGAGUCUUUCAAUACGAUUUCGGCAAAUCGAUACAGGCAAAAGAAUUUGUUGAGACGGGUUUCUUGAACCAGCCUCCGGAGAUGCUGCGGACGGCACUACAGUCCCUGAAGGCUAGCCAUCAGCUGGAAGGACAUACUCUCGUCAACGAUGUGGAAGGAGUUCUCCGGACUAAACCAAGGUUGAAGAGGGCAUAUUGUCGUCCAAAUAUCCAUGAUCAGUUAUAUAAAUCGACUUUUAUACAUUCUACCCCAUCGGAAGAUUGCCAAUCAUGUGGCAGCGACGCAGCCCAUGUAGAACUGCGAGAUCCACGCGAUCAAGAUGACGAUGAUCCGGCCAUACAUUACGGAGUGAUUGCUUCUGGGAAUCAAGUCAUGAAGGACGCCCUAAUCCGUGAUAAACUCGCAAUGGAAAGGGGUGUUUUGUGUUUCGAGAUGGAGGCUGCGGGAUUGAUGAAUCGCUUCCCAUGUCUUGUUAUUCGGGGCAUUUGUGAUUACUCGGAUUCGCACAAGAACGACAAAUGGCGCGGGUAUGCAGCAAUCAUGGCGGCAGCAUAUACAAAAGACCUUUUGCGCCAUCUCAUCCCCGAACAAGUGGCAGCAGGGGAAAAUGCUAUUGAUAUGCUUCAAGGCAUACACGAUCAACUUAAAAGCCUAGUUCAAGAGACAGAUAGUGUCAACUACAAACUUGAUUUGGCGAAAUUAUCAACUGCUCAUGGAGCUGAAUUUGAUUCAUUUGCAACUCAACAUGACGACGAAUGUCUUCCAGGAACCCGGACUAAAAUUCUUCAUUUGAUUCGCGAAUGGGCAAUUUCACCGCAGGGGAAAUGCAUGUUCUGGUUGAAUGGCAUGGCUGGCACUGGGAAAUCUACAAUUUGUCGAACCUUGGCAAAAUAUUUUCAAGAAAAAGGAGCACUUGGCGCCACUUUCUUCUUCAAAAGAGGUGAAGCAGAUCGAGGAAACGCGUCUAAGUUCUUCCCUACAAUCGCCAAACAAGUAUACCAAAAACUUCCCGAAAUCGAUUUGAGAAAGAUUAUUGAAGAACAGCCCGAUAUAUCGAACAAAGCCCUAUCCAUGCAAUUCGAGACACUCAUCCUUCAGCCAUUAUCAUCCUUGCGUUCGACUAACAGUGAGAUUCCGCUGAUGAUAAUUGUAAUCGACGCGUUAGACGAGUGCGAGGAUGACAAUAAUAUCCGAGCCAUAAUUCAGCUGCUUCCACAAUUGCAGGCGACUCAGUCUAUUCGACUUCGAGUAUUCAUCACAAGCCGGCCCGAGUUACCAAUUCGAUUGGGAUUUAAAGAUGUAGAGGGAGAUUAUCAUGAUCUGGUCCUUCAUCACGUCCCUAGGGCCGAUAUUGAACAUGACAUCUCUCUCUUCAUAAACCACAAGCUUGAUAGUAUCCGAAAAUACAGAUCAAUGUCUCAAGAUUGGCCUGGCGGAAUUAAGAUUCAGGCACUUGUUGCCAUGUCCGUUCCGCUAUUCAUUUUUGCUGCAACUGUGUGCCGUAUGCUUCAAGAUCACGAUCUGGACCCCGAGGAGGCCUUGGAAGAUAUUUUCAGAUAUGAAUAUGAAGACUCUAAGCUAGAUGUCGUUUAUCUUCCGAUACUGAAUCGUUUAUGUUCAAAAUAUGGCGAAAAAGGGAGGCAGAGGCAGUUCAAGCAAGUUCAAGAACUUGUUAGCACAAUCGUUCUCCUAAAGGAUCCGCUGUCAAUCAUCGCACUAUCAAGUCUUAUUGGCAUUCCGACUACGACAAUCAAGACAGGAUUAAAUUCAUUACAUUCCGUUUUGAACAUACCAAUUGACGAAACUGCGCCAAGUGGCCAAAAUUCCGAUAUGCUGGAAUUUCUGUACGAUGCCAGACGAUUUAUACUUAAAUUUAGAUAUAUUGCUGGUGUUGCGCCUCUCCAGCUCUAUAUCUCUGGCCUUACGUUCGCUCCAACCCGUUCAGUAAUCAAAAGGCUUUUCCUUGAAGAAAAGCCAGAUUGGGUGUCCACACCAAGAAACAUCGAAGACAAUUGGGGCGCACAAUUACAAACGCUUGACGGCUGCAAAAAGCGCAUUAAUCAUAUCGCUUUCUCUUCGAACGGACUUCUGUUAGCGUCUUACUCUCGCGACCAAACUAUAAGAAUCUGGGAAAUUGCCACCGGCACCUUGCGACAAACUUUUACGGGUCAAGAUGCGGUUCUACGUGUGUCCUUCUCACUAGAUACUCAGGUUUUGGCAUCCAUCUCAAGAAAAUCUGGGGGCUUCAUGAUCAAGCUUCUGGAUGUUGCCACAGGUUUCUUGCAACAGAGUACUCAACAUGCCGAUGAUGACUUAUGUGCUGCUGCCUUUUCUCUUGAUAUCAGUUUGCUGGCAACCAACAGUCGUCGCAGCAUUGCACUAUGGGACCUUACAUUGGGAGUUCAGAAAUAUGAGCUCGGCAAAGGUUCGCCUUUUUUUCCGUUUAUAGCCUUCUCCGCAAAUGGGUUGCUAUUAGCUGGUGCCGAGGAGAUUGAUAUAGUAAUUUGGGAUACUACCACAGGCGCUGUACGACAAACAAUCAAGGACAAAAUGAAAGGAAAAGACAUCUUCUCCUUAGAAUUUUCACCCAAUGGCCAGCUAUUAGCCAUUGGCAGUAAAGGUUCCCGUUACACGCUUGGGGAUGCCACCGUGGAGCUUUGGGAUGCCAAUACCGGCAGCCUGACAUAUAGCUUCAAACCACGCAGCGACUUGACAAAUCAAACGGCAUUCUCACCAGAUAAUCAGCUCCUAGCAAUUGGCAGUUUCUGUGGCACAGUGCUUUGGGAUUUCGCCAGAAACCGCGUGUACAAAGAGAUUUCCAAUCCAGCUUACAAUAUUGCUUACUCUCCAGAUGGCAAAACAUUAGCGUCUACUUCGCUUUGGGGAACAACCAUUGAGCUUUGGGAUAUUGAUGCGGAAUUUCUAAAUCAAGAGCCUCAAUCGAUGUCGGUGAAAUACAUCGAAUUUUCGUCAGAUGGCGAACUGGUCAUCUCCUCCCCUGGCAGAGGCAUCAGUGUCUGGAACUCAUCUCAGGAGGCUCUGCAGCUGGUUUUGAACAAUCACGAACCUGAUUACCGUAUAGCAAAUGCCGAGGUAUUUUCUGUGGAUGGCCGAUUGCUCGCGUGUGCUUCUGAGGCCUCAUUUGAUCGACGUCAACCUGCCCAGUCCAUUCAUAUAUGGGAUAUCAAGAUGAGCAUCCACUGGUCCAUCUUGGCGGAGCACGGGUGUAAUAGGAUGGCGUUCUCACCAGACAGCCAACAAUUAGCAACUGCUAAUUGGGAAGGCAUCUCCUUCUGGGGUUUCUCCGGGGAACUGAUGCAAUGUCCAAGCCCUACAAAAAUUAAUGGUAAUACAACCGGGAUUUUACAACAGUGCUUAGAGGGCGACGGAUGCUGGGUUUUGCAACGAACAUUAAAACGCAUACAACGAAAAGGUCGUUGGAUUCGACCGACGUCGAUUUCGUUUUCCCCUGAUGGCCGAAACCUGGCUCUCGGUUUCUCAACUGAGCCUGAGAACAUUAACUGGACUGUCGAAAUUUGGGAUUGGACUCUAGGGUCAUUGCGCGGGAGCGAGAUGGUGGCCCUGUCAUCGAGCCUUGGGAUAUGGACACAGGCAGGUUACACGAAGGCCUGGCAGGAAAGGUAUACGGACCCCCUGAGGAUGAUGACGUGUCAACCAGCCCUCCUCCAGUAG
Trichoderma aggressivum f. europaeum is the source of this 4041-nucleotide messenger RNA. RefSeq lists its product as uncharacterized. Lineage: Eukaryota; Fungi; Ascomycota; Sordariomycetes; Hypocreales; Hypocreaceae. Bases 1 to 4041 code for a protein of 1346 amino acids. The transcript is spliced from 4 exons. Gene Ontology annotation, biological process: nucleoside metabolic process. The record is from RefSeq and is a predicted model, not a curated record. Gene Ontology annotation, molecular function: protein binding; catalytic activity.